Molecule: messenger RNA, 1352 nt
Organism: Dermatophagoides farinae (American house dust mite)
Lineage: Eukaryota; Metazoa; Arthropoda; Arachnida; Sarcoptiformes; Pyroglyphidae
Gene: Arp10
Product: Actin-related protein 10
Source: RefSeq, a predicted model, not a curated record
UUUUCAGAAUUUUUUUCUCGAUUUAAAAAUUUUAUAUUAUUGUUUUCAUGAUAAAAAAGAAUCAUCAUGCCUGUUUAUGAUAGUUUACAAACGGAUAAAAAUGCUGUUGUCUUUGAAUUUGGUACAGCGUAUACAAAAUGCGGUUUUACAUCGGAACCUAGUCCAAGAGCAAUAAUUCCAAGCCAGAUUUAUCUGGAUUCUAUUGAUAAGGUUGUCCACAUUUUCCAAAUUAAAGAUGUUGAACUAUUGUUACGAACGUUGGAGAAAUUCAUACAGAUGAUCUAUUUCAAAUAUCUAGCUGCCAAUCCAAAAGAUAGACGUGUAAUUGUUGUUGAAUCAAUAUUUUCGGAGAAAAUUUUUCGCCAACAAGUUGCACAAGUAUUUUUCAAACGAUUCGAUGUUCCAUCACUGUUGUUUGUUCCAAAUCAUGUUGUCGUUAUGGCUACAUUGGGCAUAAACACUGCAUUAGUAUUUGAUAUUGGCUAUGCCGAAGCGAUUGCCAUACCAAUUUUUGAAGGUAUCACCAUUUUGGAUUCAGUACAAUUUGCACCAUUAGGUGGUAAAUCUUUACAGCUUCGUAUAAUGGAUGAAUUAAUACGGCGGAAACCUACAUAUCGUAAAGAUGGCGAAAAUGUUGAAAUACAACAAGCGACCAUAGAUGAAUCAACAUUGGAAGACAUUAUAUUUCGUACCUGUUUCGUUACAACAUUCGAACGUGGUUCACAAUUGGCCCAGCAAAAACUUAUGAAUAAAGAAGAAGAAGAAUCAACCACCGAUGAUGGUAUCCAAUGCGUGAUUCGACGACCACCACCAUCAGUACGUUAUCCAUUUGGUGGUAAUCAAUUUCUACAGAUACCCGGUUCAUUACGUGAAUCUGUAUGUGAAGUUUUAUUCGAAAUGUAUGGUGAAGAACAUACAUUGGCCACAUUGAUUAUUGAUUCAAUUCUUAAAUGUCCAAUGGAUUGUCGUCGUCGGCUUGCACAGAAUAUCGUAUUGAUUGGUGGCACAUCAAUGAUACCGGGCCUAAAACAUCGCCUGUACAAAGAAAUUGAAUAUCUAACAACGAAAAGUCAACGUUAUAAACCGGUGAAUUUUUCCAAUGAAUUUCAAUUUCAUCAAUUACCGUGUAAAGAAAAUUAUGCUAGCUGGUUAGGUGCAUCGAUUUGGGCUACCUCUGAUCUAUUGACAAUGAGAUCAAUAACGGCUGAACAAUUUGCAAGAAAUAAUGAAACAAUAAGUGAUUGGUCUAAUUUUAAUUUUCUAAUAUCUCCCAACACAUGAAUGAUUUAUUUAUUAAACCACGAAUUUUUCAAUAAUGAAUUUGUCGAUAAUCUUUUAUUGACAUCAUAUUC